GCGAGUUGGUUCACUCAGCGCCGCCAGCGCCGCGCUCCCGGCCGCCGUCCGCGGGCAGGGGGCGCCGGGGGCAGGGGAGCGGCGGGGGGCGCAGAUACGUUUUAGGAAAAAAUACGCGGGCCGAGCCGCAGACCGGCGCGGAGCGAGGAUUUCUGCCUGCCCUCCUCCUCGCCCUCUCCUGCCGCCAGCCCGCUGCGCAGCGUGCGGAAGUACUGUUGUGCUGAGGAAGAAGACAGCUCCUUGCUCCUAUUUUUUAUUUUUCUCUUUGCCUGAAUUAGAAGCUCCAGGAAUGUGCUAAUUGGCGGCGGCCUCUUCAGAAAGGAAAAUGGAUCUUGUUAUGUGAGGGCGUUGAAACAGUCAUCAGCUACUGAGAGGAAGAAAGACACGUGUGGAAUAUUCAGCCCUGAAGUUUAAUAGUAGCACCAAAAUCUUUUGUUCUCUGGAUCCAGUCAUGUACCCUGAGUUAAGGGAGUAGCACAUAGAAAAGAUCACACAGGAAGCGUAGAGCAGAGAGCUGCUCCUGGAUCUCCUUUCCCAUAUGAUAAAAUCGUGACUAGCGGACACGUAGAUGGAUGUUGAAUUGAGGGAUUUUAAUGGCUUUCAGGUAGAAGCCCAGUGGAGACAAUCAAAAUGAACUCUAUGGACAGGCACAUACAGCAGACCAAUGACCGGCUGCAGUGCAUAAAACAGCACUUACAGAACCCUGCGAACUUCCAUAAUGCAGCUACAGAGCUCCUGGACUGGUGUGGGGACCCCAGAGCCUUCCAGAGACCGUUUGAGCAGAGCCUGAUGGGCUGUUUGACGGUGGUUAGUCGAGUGGCAGCUCAGCAAGGAUUUGACUUGGAUCUUGGAUACAGGCUACUGGCAGUAUGUGCAGCCAACAGGGACAAAUUCACUCCAAAAUCAGCUGCACUGCUGUCAUCGUGGUGUGAGGAGCUGGGACGGCUCUUGCUGCUUCGCCACCAGAAAAGCCGGCAGAACGAUCCUCCAGGGAAGCUACCCAUGCAACCCCCCAUGAACUCUAUGAGCUCCAUGAAACCCACCCUCUCUCACAGUGAUGGGUCUUUCCCUUAUGAUUCUGUUCCUUGGCAGCAAAAUACCAACCAGCCACCAGGUUCUUUAUCAGUGGUCACCACAGUAUGGGGUGUGACUAAUACCUCUCAAAGCCAGGUGCUGGGAAAUCCAAUGGCAAAUGCUAACAACCCUAUGAACCCAGCAGGAAAUCCCAUGGCUUCCGGGAUGACUACCAGCAACCCUGGAAUCAAUUCCCCUCAGUUUGCUGGACAGCAGCAACAAUUUUCAGCCAAGGCAGGCUCAACUCAACCAUAUAUACAGCAGGGCAUGUAUGGGCGACCCAAUUACCCUGGAAGUGGAGGUUUUGGUGGGAGUUACCCUGGAGGCCCAAAUACCCCUGCAGGAAUGGGGAUCCCGCCACAUACGAGGCCACCGGCAGAUUUCACCCAGCCAGCUGCUGCAGCCGCUGCUGCUGCAGUUGCAGCUGCAGCUGCUACAGCUACAGCUACAGCUACAGCCACCGUGGCAGCCCUUCAGGAGACACAGAACAAGGACAUGAACCAGUAUGGACCGGUUUGUUCCUCUUUCCAGAUGGGUCCAACUCAGGCUUACAACAACCAGUUUAUGAACCAGCCUGGUCCUCGUGGCCCUGCUUCUAUGCCAGGCAACAUGAACCCAGCAAGCAUGGGAGCAGGAAUGACGCCUUCCAGUAUGAGUGGGCCACCUAUGGGCAUGAACCAGCCAAGGCCACCUGGAAUGAGUCCCUUCAGCACUCAUGGGCAGCGGAUGCCUCAGCAAGCCUAUCCGGGCCCGCGGCCUCAAUCCUUGCCUAUACAGGGCAUAAAGAGACCGUACCCAGGAGAGCCAAAUUAUGGAAACCAGCAGUAUGGACCAAAUAGCCAGUUUCCAAACCAGCCUGGUCAGUAUCCUACUCCCAACCCUCCAAGACCCCUUACAUCUCCCAGCUAUCCUGGACAGAGGAUGCCAAGCCAGCAAAACACAGGGCAAUACCCUCCACCAACGGUCAACAUGGGGCAGUAUUACAAGCCAUCAAGGCCUGUACCUGUGGCAAAUUACCCUCAUUCACCUGUUCCAGGAAACCCCACGCCACCUAUGACUCCAGGGAGCAAUAUUCCUCCAUAUCUGUCACCUAACCAGGAUGUCAAACCACCAUUCCCACCUGACAUUAAGCCAAAUAUCAAUGCUUUACCACCACCUCCAAAUGCUAAAGGGAAAGUUCACGCUUUCUCUCCCUCUUCGAUCCCAGCCAACCACAAUGAUGAGCUGCGUCUGACGUUUCCCGUGAGAGAUGGUGUUGUAUUAGAGCCCUUCCGGCUGGAGCACAACCUGGCAGUCAGUAACCAUGUCUUUCACUUACGGCCAACUGUUCAUCAAACACUGAUGUGGAGGUCUGACUUGGAACUACAGUUCAAGUGCUAUCACCAUGAAGAUAGACAAAUGAACACAAACUGGCCAGCUUCAGUCCAGGUCAGCGUUAAUGCAACCCCACUUACCAUCGAACGUGGUGACAACAAGACAUCUCAUAAACCUCUGCACCUAAAGCAUGUCUGCCAGCCAGGAAGAAACACGAUUCAAAUUACAGUCACAGCAUGUUGUUGUUCACACUUGUUCGUGUUGCAGUUAGUACACCGGCCAUCAGUUCGUUCCGUACUUCAAGGUCUACUAAAAAAACGCCUCCUCCCAGCAGAACAUUGUAUCACAAAGAUAAAGAGGAACUUCAGCAGUGUGGCAGCUUCCUCAGGCAAUGCGACACUAAAUGGGGAGGAUGGAGUAGAGCAGACUGCUAUUAAAGUGUCUCUGAAAUGUCCGAUCACAUUCCGGCGGAUUCAGCUCCCAGCAAGGGGUCAUGAUUGCAAGCACGUGCAGUGCUUUGAUCUGGAAUCUUACUUGCAACUGAACUGCGAAAGAGGAACUUGGAGGUGUCCAGUAUGCAAUAAAACUGCUCUGCUGGAGGGCUUGGAGGUUGACCAGUAUAUGUGGGGUAUUUUGAAUGCUAUACAAAACUCGGAGUUUGAAGAAGUUACCAUUGAUCCAACUUGCAGUUGGAGGCCAGUUCCUAUAAAGUCAGACAUUCACAUCAAAGAUGACCCCGAUGGCAUUCCCUCUAAAAGAUUUAAAACCAUGAGUCCAAGCCAGAUGAUCAUGCCAAAUGUGAUGGAGAUGAUUGCAGCUUUGGGUCCUGGCCCUUCACCCUACCCAUCCCUCCCACCUCCUCCAGGAGGCAACAACUCCACUGACUAUGGUAACCAAGGCAACAGUUACCAAGGUCAUGGCAAUUUUGAUUUUCCGCAUGGGAAUCCUGGUGGAACGUCUAUGAAUGACUUCAUGCAUGGGCCACAGCUGUCACAUCCCCCAGACAUGCCCAGCAGCAUGGCAGCUCUUGACAAACCUCUCAGUCACCCCAUGCAGGAAUCUAUCCCUCAUCCUGGCAGCACUGAUCAGUCCCAUAGUUCCAUGCAGCAAGGUUUGCACGUCCCUCACCCCAGCAGCCAGUCAGGGCAGCCAUUACAUCACAGCGGGCCUCCUGCACAGCAGCCCCGGCCGCCGCCCCCGGCCGCUUCUAGCAACCAUCCACACAGUGACCUGACCUUUAAUCCCUCCUCAGCCUUAGAGGGUCAGGCUGGUGGACAGGGAGCGCCUGACAUGCCGGAGCCCUCGCUGGAUCUGCUUCCAGAACUCACAAAUCCAGAUGAGCUGCUUUCAUACCUGGAUCCUCCUGAUUUGCCAAGCAAUAGCAAUGAUGACCUUCUGUCUCUCUUUGAGAACAACUGAAACCAUAUGUAUUCCCCCAUCCCUUUCACUUGUUCACACGUGUGUGGCUGCACAGCGAGGAAUCUUAACACUCCUUUUCCACAAAAGAAGAAAAAAAAAAACUCACAACUUGAUCCGAUGGUGCACUCCCUGCUUUCUUCAUCUCAGAACUGCUUUUGUCAGCUUCACAGACUAUGAAAGUGACGGGAGAAAAAAAUACACAAAAAAAAAAUGCAGUAAUCUCAGCGUCUGCCCUGCUACGUGUCACCAUGAAGCAUAGACAAUUGUGCAGCUAUUGGAAACCCCAUUUGUUGUUCAUCCUAUAGAGA
Messenger RNA from Rhea pennata, 4115 nucleotides. RefSeq names its product zinc finger MIZ-type containing 1 (gene ZMIZ1). Gene Ontology annotation, molecular function: SUMO ligase activity; zinc ion binding. The record is from RefSeq and is a predicted model, not a curated record. NCBI's taxonomy places the organism in Eukaryota, Metazoa, Chordata, Aves, Rheiformes, Rheidae. Gene Ontology annotation, biological process: protein sumoylation; regulation of transcription by RNA polymerase II. Gene Ontology annotation, cellular component: chromatin. Bases 631 to 3807 code for a protein of 1058 amino acids. The transcript has 25 exons.